Molecule: messenger RNA, 4209 nt
Organism: Lynx canadensis (Canada lynx)
Lineage: Eukaryota; Metazoa; Chordata; Mammalia; Carnivora; Felidae
Gene: UBA5
Product: ubiquitin like modifier activating enzyme 5
Exons: 12
Coding region: 420-1634 (404 amino acids)
Biological process (GO): protein ufmylation
Cellular component (GO): cytoplasm; cytosol
Molecular function (GO): UFM1 activating enzyme activity
Source: RefSeq, a predicted model, not a curated record
CAGAAAUGGGCCCGUCGAGACCUUGGGCCCAGGAAUAAAAGAUCCUGGGUGUUUCUCCUAACCGCCCGGCUGGAAAGGCACCAUCAGAGGCCGCCGGCUCCGGUCGCUAAGAACUCUGGCCCUGGUGAGGCCGGGUCUUUUAGGACCGGGCGAAGAAGGAAGCAAAGAGGAGCGGGUUUUUUUCUGAGGGGGAGCGGUGACAGCAACGCACCGGAAGCGGUACAGCGGCCGGACCCCGGGAGCGGCUGCGACGUGUUGUUCGUGAGGCGGUGGGAACACUUCCCCAGGGUUCUGGGCUAGGAAGGCCGCGGCUAGGUGCCUUUUCGCUUACCCCUCGCGGGGCCAGCAGGCCUAGCAGCGUGGGGCGGAGGCGACGGCGAAGGCCGGGGCUGGGAACGUUGGCGGCCGGCGUCCCAGCCAUGGCCGAGUCUGUGGAGCGGCUGCAGCAGCGGGUGGAGGAGCUGGAGCGGGAACUGGCACAGGAGAGGAGUCGGCGGGCCUUGGGGGGCGGCGACGGAGGCGGCGGCCGGGUCCGCAUCGAGAAGAUGAGCCCGGAGGUGGUGGACUCCAAUCCUUACAGCCGCCUGAUGGCAUUGAAACGAAUGGGGAUUGUAAAUGACUAUGAGAAAAUCCGUACCUUUGCUAUAGCAAUAGUAGGUGUUGGUGGAGUUGGUAGUGUGACUGCUGAAAUGCUGACAAGAUGUGGCAUUGGUAAGUUGCUACUCUUUGACUAUGACAAGGUGGAACUGGCCAAUAUGAAUAGACUUUUCUUCCAACCUCAUCAAGCAGGAUUAAGUAAAGUUCAAGCAGCAGAAUAUACUUUGAGGAACAUUAAUCCAGAUGUUCUUUUUGAAGUACACAACUACAAUAUAACCACAGUAGAAAACUUUCAACAUUUCAUGGAUAGAAUAAGUAAUGGUGGAUUAGAAGAGGGAAAACCCGUUGACCUAGUUCUUAGCUGUGUGGACAAUUUUGAAGCUCGAAUGACAAUAAAUACAGCUUGUAAUGAACUUGGACAAACAUGGAUGGAGUCUGGGGUCAGUGAAAAUGCAGUUUCAGGGCAUAUACAGCUCAUAAUUCCUGGAGAAUCUGCUUGUUUUGCGUGUGCUCCCCCACUUGUGGUUGCUGCAAAUAUUGAUGAAAAGACUCUGAAACGAGAAGGUGUUUGUGCAGCCAGUCUUCCUACCACUAUGGGAGUGGUUGCUGGGAUCUUGGUACAAAAUGUGUUGAAGUUUUUGUUAAAUUUUGGUACUGUUAGUUUUUACCUUGGAUAUAAUGCAAUGCAGGACUUUUUCCCUACUAUGUCCAUGAAGCCAAAUCCUCAGUGUGAUGACAGAAAUUGCAGGAAGCAGCAGGAAGAAUACAAGAAAAAGGUAGCAGCACUGCCCAAACCAGAGGUUGUUCAAGAAGAGGAAGAGAUAAUACAUGAAGACAAUGAGUGGGGUAUUGAGUUGGUGUCUGAGGUUUCAGAAGAGGAACUGAAGAAUUCUUCAGGUCCAGUUCCUGACUUACCUGAAGGAAUUACAGUGGCAUAUACAAUUCCUGAAAAGCAAGAAGAUUCUGUAGCUGAAGUAACUGUGGAAGAUUCUGGCGAAAGCUUGGAAGACCUCAUGGCCAAGAUGAAGAAUAUGUAGACAAUGGACUGACCUACAUUUUAUUUCCUGAGUUUAAGCAAAUGUCCUUGCAAUUAAAAAAAAAUCACUUAAAAACUUACAAAGCUUAGGGCAACAUUAAUUGAUACAUAAUCUUCACAGAAUUGUUACACUUUUUGAAAGUACUGUAUCAUUUAUCACUUUCCCUUCAACUAAAUCAAUAACUCUCCUAAAACUUCUGUUUCAUUCCUGUUAAGAAAACUUGAAAACUUAGCCACUGAAAUGUUUUGGCCUUUGGAGAGGGAUGGGAAGGAUGGACCAAUAAUAUGCUAUGUUUCUUUUCUUUCCAGUAAUUCUUUGUGGUGUGUUGUCUGAGGCCAUGGAUAAUAAAGUAGUAUGUGGUUCUCAAAUGUAGACAGGGCAGGGGGUACCACCUAUUGGUUAGAGCUAGCAGGCCUCCACUCAUUGUGUUUAGAAUCACUCUCUACAAGAAAACUACUACCAUUAACUUGGCCAACAGUGAAUUUAAAAUAAUUAGCCUAUAAAAUAAAAAUAUCCUCUCAAAUGUUACCUGAUGAAAUACAAGCUGAAAUGUAGUCAUUGGAAAAGUUUGUAAACCUGUAAGUUAUAUAUUAAAAACAAGACAAAGGCAAAUAAAAGGAAACUUUCUUCACGGAUAAACAGAUAAAAGGUACUUUCAGGAAGUACAAGUUAUUAUAUUUCUGCACUGACCAAGGAAAAGGAAUCAUAGCAUCUGUGGAACAUAUAUAUCUGGAGUCACUGUACUUUAUUUUGAGCAGCAAGGAAUGAAUUUAAGCUAAGAUCCUCUAGAUUAUACCCAUUGUAUGGGCUACCUUCGGAAUACUUCAUUUAAAUUUGAUUCUCUAGAUAAUUAGUUAUCCUGUAUUGUGGGCAUGAGAGAGACAUAAAAAACCUCUGUAAUGACUGAUGUGUACUUAUUCAGUGGGAGAGAAUCAGUUACCCUGAUUAUGAUCACUAAGUUAUAAAUUGAUAAACUGGUUUUCUUUGGAGUUGCAUACAAAUAAUGAAAGUUUAGAGAGCCUUGGAUAAAUAAAUUCCCAAUGGUUUGGAGACCAAAAAAAAAAAAAUAUAUAUAUAUAUAUAUGCGCAUGUGUAACCAUUAUCAGUAGGAUGUUACUAUGCUAUGCUAACCUAUUUUGAUGAUUUUUUGUUUUGAAGAUAGUAAUAUCUAAAUUGUAUUUCUAGGGAAGAACAUUAGUACAAAAUGAAAAAUGCAGUAUUCCCUUGUAAAAUAAAGUUCUAAAAACUGAUUUCAGAAACCCCCAAAUAUCAAAUAUGUUCAAUAUAUUUGUUUUGAGAUUCUAGAAUCAUAUAGUAAUUCUUAUGUUUAGAGUGAAGUUUGGAAAGUAGGGGGAUAGUUCUUCUAGCUUUGAAACUUAUUUAUGUUGCCUUGGUAGGUCAUUUGCAUUUCAAAAAAAAUCAGUGAAUUCAUGUGUAAAAUAGUUUUUUUCUAGUUACUCAAGAUGUUUUGAAUUUCAAAAAAGAAAAGUCUUUCUAAAAUAAUCCCAUUCCUUUGGAACCUCUGGUACACUGAUUUGGGAAGGCUUUGCUUAUAAUUUAAAAAUGGUAUAGUUUGAUAGAGUAUAAUAGCAAGAACAUACUUUUAUUCUGCUCUUAACAUAGGAUUUCAUACUGCUGGUGUUUUAUACUGCAUCAAAUCUUAGAUCUAAGUUAUAAUUCUUUAAUAUAUUCCAUUAAAAAAUAGUUACUGGAUUACUUUACCAGAAAAAAAUCUGGUAACAGGUACCUUUUGCUAUGUGGAGUGCUCUUUUGAUAAUCUGUUUGCCAUGAAAACUUACAGGAGCUGAUAAUGAGAAAUUAAUCAACACUGAGUUUUACAUUACUAAAUAAAACCAGUGUUUGAUCAGAUUUCUAAAAACGACUGUUUCUAGAAACGUGAAAGAAGGAAACACACUUCCAAAAUUGCCUUAGCACAAGGGCUUUAAAUUAUAGUAAAAGAAUUAUAUUCAGCUAUCUUCCCCAUUGUUAAUGGGGAGCUAAUUUAUGUACUACUUGUAUGUUUUAUUUAGUAAAAAAAAAUAUGUAUUAUGGUUUCCUCACAUAAAAAUACUCCUUGAAUACCUACAGACACAACACAAAAAGGUGGUAACCAUUUAAGAAUAUUAAGAUUUAACCUUCCCCAAUCACAUUUUUUCCAUAUUUUUUUCUGUAAAGUAUUAAUGAAAACUAUAACCACCAUUAUUUGGUUCCUACCAAUUCAGAUGUAUAAUUGAGUUGUUUCAAAGCUACCUUUUUCAUUGUGAAGGUGUAUAUCAAUGUAAACAUAAUAGUUCUAUUUGAGAACCUCAAAUAGAUGUCUGUUUCAGCAAAUUUUUAUCUUAAGUAGGCAUUUUACAUAGAAACAUUUGAAUUGGCAGUACAAGAAGUAGUAAGAUCAAAAUACAGCUUUCAAAAGUAUAUUUAAACUGAAAUCUCUUGAAAUAUAUGGAGUCCUCAAGCCCCAAUUGUAAUUAGUGAAUUUUUACCACAAGUCACUUUUAAUAAAUUAUGUUUCCACUUAAGGUUUUCAAGUCCAAAUUAUGUAGGAACAAAGAAUAAAUGCAUAUCAUUCUUU